Messenger RNA from Hibiscus syriacus, 1703 nucleotides. Its product is annotated as alkane hydroxylase MAH1-like. The transcript has a single exon. NCBI's taxonomy places the organism in Eukaryota, Viridiplantae, Streptophyta, Magnoliopsida, Malvales, Malvaceae. Bases 38 to 1558 code for a protein of 506 amino acids. The record is from RefSeq and is a predicted model, not a curated record. Gene Ontology annotation, molecular function: oxidoreductase activity, acting on paired donors, with incorporation or reduction of molecular oxygen; iron ion binding; heme binding.
UAUACGUAUAGAUAGGUUCCCAAAACUUUGCAAUUCCAUGGCAUUAGUCGGUAUUUUUGAAGUCCUCUUGGCUCUGUUUUGCUUUCUGUUUUUAUACCGCUCAAGAAACAACGAUGGGUGUCCGAAGAAUUAUCCGAUUAUCGGGAUGAUGCCGGGGCUUCUCCUCAACGUUCAUCGGAUUCAUGAUUGGUGUACCGAGGUUCUCGACAGAUGCCACUGCACUUUCCAUUUCAAAGGCCCUUGGUUUGCUAAUAUGAACAUCAUUGUGACCUGCGACCCUGCAGACAUUCACUACAUUAUGAGUUCCAACUUCGCCAACUUCCCCAAAGGACCCGAGUUCAAACAGAUGUUUGACGUCUUGGGAGACGGUAUUUUCAACUCGGACUCGGAUUCGUGGAAAAAUCAGAGGACGGUUGCUCAAGGAUUCAUGAGAAAUCAUCGGUUUCUUAAGUUUUUGUCGACGACUUCCCGGUAUAAAGUCGAAGGUGGCCUCAUUCCUGUCAUGGACCAUCUUGUUAAACGAGGCUUGGUGGCAGAUUUAGAAGAUGUGUUCCAAAGGUUCACGUUCGAUGCUACAUGUAUCUUGGUUACUGGCCACGACCCUAGAUGCCUCUCGGUCGAAUUCCCCGAUGCUCGUUUCUCCAAGGCCUUGGAUGAUGCUGAGGAAGCGAUCUUUUAUCGACAUGUCAGGCCACCAUGGUUUAUUAAGUUGCAGAGGUGGCUGAACAUUGGACAAGAACGGAAAUAUUGCAAGGCAUGGCAAGUUCUGGAUGACACAAUAGUCGAGUAUAUAUGCAGGAAGAGAAAAGAUUUUAUCCUAGGGCCGAAUUGGAUACCGGAAAAUGUCGAAGAAGGCUUCGAUCUCUUAACAUCAUACAUAACUGAAGAGAAGUCAACAGGUUUGAAAUGUGAUGAUAAAUUCUUGAGAGACACCAUUUUGAAUUUGAUGCUUGCAGGGAGGGACACAACGAGCUCUGCUCUUACUUGGUUCAUAUGGCUGGUUUCGAGGAAUCCGAUAGUCGAAAAUAAGAUCAUAGACGAGCUUCGAUCGAUAAUACCAGCAGAGGAAUCGAAAAAGAGACGACUAUUCGAUGCCGAGGAGGUAAAGAAUCUGGUUUAUCUACAUGGAGCAUUAUGCGAGGCAUUAAGGCUAUAUCCAGCGGUUCCCUUCCAGCACAAGGAACCUCUCAAACCAGACGUGCUUCCCAGCGGGUAUCCAGUUCAUCCGAACAUGAAAAUCUUGUUCAACUUGUAUUCGAUGGGACGGAUGAAAUCAAUCUGGGGCGAAGAUUGCUUCGAAUUCAAGCCCGAAAGAUGGAUUAAUGAGCGAGGAAGGAUUAAACAUGAGCCAUCAUACAAGUUCUUGUCAUUCAAUGCAGGUCCAAGGACAUGUUUAGGGAAGGAAGUUGCGUUUAUUCAAAUGAAAACCGUGGCGUCUGCCAUUGUUUACAACUAUCGUAUUCAUGUAUCCGAUGAAACUCCGAUUAUUCCGGCUGUAUCGAUUAUCCUGCACACCAAGGAUGGACUGAUGGCAAGGAUCUCCAAUAGAUGGGACUAAAAUACUGUUUUUAUUAUUAUCUGAAACCUGGGGAUUGUUUAGUUUCAAGUACUAGUUUGUAUUCUCCAUCUUUUCUAAUCUGGUUAUGUAGAAAGAUCCACCUUACUGUAAAUGUAGGUGGAAAAUUGAAGCAACUUUGAAAUCA